AUGAAAAAGUUACAGCAGCAGAGAGCCUUAGCAGCUGCGAAUAGAGAAAUGAACCCUCAGGAUAUGAUCAAUAGGAGACUGGCAAACUUCCACAUACUAGCAACCACAGCCGCCGACCCGAAUCUAGAACAACUCAUAGCACCCCAGCCGUUACCACUAUUUCCCACACAACCAAUGGAAAUUGAAGCCAACCCAGAAAACCAAAUCCCAAUGCCUGCUUUUGACCCAGCUGAGAUUCCUAGAGUACCAGCACCCCAUCCCCCAGACUAUGACCUAUGGUUUAACGACCAUAGGGAUUAUGAACAACGCUACCCAAUACCAGACGAACCCAUGCAAGACCUAGUAGGACCCUACCCAGACCUGGACCCUCUAGACCCCUAUUAUGAUAAUGAUCAAUACAUCAGGGAAAUUCUAGAGAACCCGUACCCUUACGAAGAACCAAUGCCCCAGUUCCCAGACCCAGUACCAGCCCCUGCACCACCCAUGAGCACUAAGAAUGUGCAAGAACUCCGAACCUUUGGUGAGGAGAUUUUAGAAGGAAGUCAAAGGAUGAGGCAGAUAGUUGAAAGGCUAGUGUGGAAAUAUGACGAGCGUAACAUGGAAUUUUGGAUGAACCCGUACCAUUGA
Messenger RNA from Helianthus annuus (common sunflower), 627 nucleotides. Its product is annotated as alpha/beta-gliadin clone PW1215-like. NCBI's taxonomy places the organism in Eukaryota, Viridiplantae, Streptophyta, Magnoliopsida, Asterales, Asteraceae. The coding region runs from base 1 to 627 and encodes 208 amino acids. The transcript has a single exon. The record is from RefSeq and is a predicted model, not a curated record.